Messenger RNA from Diaporthe amygdali, 1635 nucleotides. RefSeq lists its product as uncharacterized. NCBI's taxonomy places the organism in Eukaryota, Fungi, Ascomycota, Sordariomycetes, Diaporthales, Diaporthaceae. The coding region runs from base 1 to 1635 and encodes 544 amino acids. The transcript is spliced from 4 exons. The record is from RefSeq and is a predicted model, not a curated record.
AUGCACGACGGGCACCACGAGGCCGAGGUGGCCGACACCUCGGCGUCUUUCCACCCUGCGGAGCAGCCAGGUGCUCUCCAUCUCCAAUUUAACAAGUCCCGUGAUACCGGCCAUGGACCAGCGGGUGUGGAUAAAGGUCCUCAAGGCAACCAGAUUCAAUGCCGUGAUUGCGAUAACAGUGCCACUUCGGCCAAUGGCUCUGAUGACGUGGGCUCAUCCGAUGACCUCUCGCCUGACGAUUCCAUCAGCGAAAGUGAUUCUGGCGCCAGUGAAGGCGAAGUUGAAGACACCAAGGACAAUGACGACGAUGAUGACGACAGCCUUUGCAAAUACCGUUCAGCCAUUCCUAGCAAUGACAUGAAUACGCGAGCUGUCCUCCGUCAUCACCAGCGGCCCGUGAGCCCCCCACCACAGAACGCUUCGCAGCUGGAGCAUCUUCUUUUCUCUCGCAACAUCCCAGGCCGUGGCCUUCGUCCCCUGGAGCGAGCCUUACAAUACGAAUACUGGCACAUUGUGGAUCUCAAAGAGAUGAAGGAGCGGACCGGCCGUUACGAUUGGAAAUCCAGGCCGUGGCUCCAGGAUGAGCUAGAAGCCAGACAGAGACGUGAGGCUGAGAUCCGCUCCGCGGUCGACGCGGCCAAGACAGGCUUCUCCGCCGCUUGUGCUGCGGCUGGAAUAUCGAAUGAGCUUUGGAAGGCUUAUAACAAUUUCUGUCGCUCACUCGAUCCUGUCCCGUCUCGCCUUUCGUCAGGAGGAGGUUGGUCCAUCACUUGCUUUGAGGAUCACGAAGGUUCCUAUGUGAAGUACGACCCUGACCUGGAGAUUCUCAUCGACGAACCAGAGAUGGAUUUGGGCGCCCAUAAUUUCCGCUGCGAGGCCACCGUCGAGAAGGACCGCGGAGAGGAGAUUUAUGUCGUCGAGUUCUGGCCAGUAAGACCCAUUGAGCCGCGCUCCGGAACGGAGAUUACCUGGGGGGAGCAAUACCCCGACCUGUACCGCCUGGCAGAGAAGGCCGCAAAAGACUCAAUUCAAGUAGACAACCAGGCCGCCCAACAGCUCCUCGGGUCUCUUCCAGACCGUGAUGCGCCGUUUGCGAGCGGAUGGCUCUUUGAGUACCAACCGGAGCCCGGCCGGGCUGACCACAUGGUUCGAGCGAAACGAUGGACGUACCGUAGCGCGCACAGGAUCCCCAUUCCCGAUGAAGAGCAGAAUAUGGAGGAUGAUGGCAUUCCUGAGACUGAGCGAAUGAUGUUGAACGUUGAAAUCAAAGAUGGUUGCGAACACAUCGACACAACUUUCUCAUUUGGGGCACUCGCACAGGCCAGCCUGUCGCCCUCGAAGCGUGGCGCAGUCGAUGAUGCGGAUGCGGGCUCGCCGAGCGCGGUCGCCACUUUUAGUGAGUCUUCGCAAAGACGCUUUCAUGAGCUUCUCCUGGUGGCGUCCUUUCCUGGCAACAUUGGCAGCAUGGCAAGGCUGCGUCAGCCAGUCUUUGGAAGACCCAUGAUGCGCUAUGAACGAGCUGGGGUGACGUUCAGGACCAAGAUGAGGCUUUUGAAGGGACUGCUCAAAGGAGGAAGAUUCCAACAUAUGGGCAGGUCGGAUCGUCGCACGAAAGAGUCUGCGAAUAAGGCAUGA